Rana temporaria (common frog) is the source of this 2619-nucleotide messenger RNA. It is a transcript of the gene SLC38A9, whose product is annotated as solute carrier family 38 member 9. The coding region runs from base 187 to 1845 and encodes 552 amino acids. The transcript is spliced from 16 exons. Gene Ontology annotation, molecular function: amino acid transmembrane transporter activity. The record is from RefSeq and is a predicted model, not a curated record. Gene Ontology annotation, biological process: amino acid transmembrane transport. Lineage: Eukaryota; Metazoa; Chordata; Amphibia; Anura; Ranidae.
GGGGUCGGCCCGCCUGUGUUGGUUCAGCUGUAUCCUGUUUUGAAGAGCACAGGGAAGUUGAAGAGUCUGGGAGCAAGUUGGUGCAGAGGAGUGAGCGUACAGUGUGAAAGAUGUGUUCCAUACAGAAAAAUUGCAGCAUGUUCUACUUUUGUUGACGUUUGUGGCGUUGAAGGUUUCAAGCCCAGUAUGGAUGAAGAUGAGAAGCCUUUGAUUGUUUCUUCACUGUAUGAUGAAUGUGCACAGAAUCACUUUGCUUCUGGCGAUGCACGAAUCAGAAGGCCUUUUUUUAUUGACCGUUCCUACAUUACCAGCAUCAAUGAUGACCCUCCGAGAGUUGCAUCCCAUGCCUCAGCAAUGAACAAACGUAUUCAAUACUAUGGGAGGCUGGGUCCUCCCUCCGAACCUUCUUUGAUUGCUCCCGAUCACGUCAUCCCUGCACCUGAAGAGAUCUAUGUUUACAGUCCCCUUGGAAGUGCUUUGAAAAUUGGUGGAGACGACUCGGAAAAGAACUCGAGCAUUGUCACAAUAUUUAUGAUCUGGAAUACCAUGAUGGGAACAUCAAUACUCAGUAUUCCCUGGGGCAUAAAACAGGCUGGAUUCACUUCUGGAGUUGUUAUAAUCUUUUUGAUGGGCCUUUUAACACUUUACUGCUGCUACAGAGUUUUGAAAUCACGAGGGACAAUAGCCUCUAUUGACACCUCGACAUGGGAGUUUCCAGAUGUCUGCCAGUACUAUUUUGGCUCAUUUGGACGGUGGUCCAGCCUUCUGUUUUCUAUGGUGUCACUUGUUGGAGCAAUGAUUGUCUAUUGGGUGCUAAUGUCCAAUUUUCUAUUUAAUACUGGGAAAUUUAUUUAUAAUUACGUAAAUCAUGUCAAUGUAACGGAGAUGGGACUAAGUACAAACGGUAGUGAUAAAGUCAUUUGCCCAAAUAAUGAAGACUCAACACCAUCAAAUGAAACAGCGGAUUUUGUUUUUGGAAAUACUACAGGAUUCACGCUAUUCCAAAUGUGUUGGAAUAAAACAAAUACUGUUCCCCUUUAUUUGAUCAUCAUACUUCUGCCUCUUCUCAACUUCCGUUCGCCAUCCUUUUUUGCCAAAUUUAAUGUUUUAGGCACUGCGUCUGUACUAUACUUGGUAUCCCUAGUUACAUAUAAAGCUGCUCGUAUUGGAUUCCACUUUCAUUUUAAGUGGGAUGAACUACAAGAAUAUUUUGUUCCUGAAUUUAGAUUAUCGUUUCCUCAAUUAACUGGAAUCCUCACACUUGCUUUCUUCAUUCACAACUGUGUCAUCACGCUGCUAAAGAACAACAAAAACCCUGAAAAUAAUGUCAGGGAUCUCUCGGUUGCCUAUCUCCUGGUUGGAUUAACUUACAUGUUUGUAGGUGUCAUGAUAUUUGGCUUAUUUCCUUCUCCUCCGCUGGCAAAAGAAUGCAUUCAGCAAAACUUUCUAGAUAAUUUUCCCAGCAAUGACGUCCUGUCAUUCAUUGCAAGAAUAUUCUUACUGUUUCAAAUGAUGACCGUGUACCCACUGCUAGGGUAUCUGGUCAGAGUACAACUCCUGGGACAUAUCUUUGGAGACAUAUAUCCAAGUAUUCUACAUGUUUUGGGACUCAACAUAGCGGUUGUUGCCGUGGGAGUUGUUAUGGCGAAAUUAUACCCCAACAUAGGGGGAAUUAUUAGGUUUUCCGGAGCUGCUUGCGGUCUUGCGUUUGUCUUUGUGUACCCUUGUCUGAUCCACAUGAUCGCUCUCUAUCGCAGCCAGCGGCUCAAGUGGUAUUCCGUGGUCAUACAUACGUCUAUCAUCAUUUUAGGUGUUGGGAACCUUGUUGCACAGUUUCUCAUGUAAAGUUUAGAUUAUACAUGUAUGUCACCAGCUGCAAUUUCUACAGACACUUCUCUGGAAGAUGAAUACAGCAGCUAUGUAGCAUGUCCUGUUCCAGCAGAAGAAAACACUAUGGAAGAGAUGGCACUGUGUUUUGUAAACCAUUCCUGGUGACAGGUGUCACGCAUUGCAGUUCAUUCCUCAGUAUUGUUUUUUUUUUUCAAAUUAUUUAUAGCAAAACGACAAGGUCACUAAUACGGCAGUAGAAAGUGCAAAGAAAAUGUUGCAUAAGUAUGUACAAACCAUGUUGGUUCAGAUCUUUAUGACAUCAAGUAUAUAUAUUCAGCUUUAUCACCUCAGAAAAUGACUAAUGUGAAUCAAGUAUUCCAAAUAUUUUCAACACAUUUGGACCAAAUGGUAAGGGAGUUGAAGGCCACUGAGGUGAACGGAGGUUAGCUGUGAUCGGUGUACGGGAGUUAGCUGUGAUCGGUGUAAAAGAGACGUGGUGACCGUUGUUGGUAUGAGAAAUCCCUACUCAUUCAAUUCCAGCUAACAGACAUUUCCCUUCCUUCAAGAAUAUGAACAUUUGCCGGAUUUGCCAUGUUUUAUGAAAGGUAUCCAGGGUUCUGUUUUGUGAAUGGAUUAAGUCUUCCAUCCUCCUUAUGCUUUCUACUUUACUAAAGUGGAACUUCACUCUCCCAGUCAACACUGGCUAUUUUAUAUCCCUUUGCUGCUAGCAUUAAUGAUUAUAUAGGAAAGUAUAUCAUAUUUACUUGUUUUAAACUUUUUAUUUCUAUU